AUGGCGACUGAUCAGACGUCUGUUCAGGCGGCUGAUCAAGUUUCUAGUAAUUCUGAAACGUUGAAUUACACAAAGUCUAAAUCCUUAGGCAUAGAGGAUAGAUUAAUAAAGAAGGAUGACGGUCAGUUACUUUGGGUUGGCGAUUUCGAAGAAUUAAAACGCUUUUCCAAGGAAGUUUUACAUCUCCCUGGAAAAUGGACAUCGCCGGGAGGUGAUGCUAAAUCAUAUUCCGACAAAAACCUCAAGCUUAAAUGGUCGGGACCGAGCAAGAAAAAGCUACUAGUUGUGAAAGACGAAAAUUCGUGUAUUUCGAAUAUCCUGAAAGAGAAAACAUCGAUGAAAACCACUGAAAAAUCUGUUUGUACCGACGAACACGUGGCCACCAUGACAUCAACCGAAGCGACCGGAAAAUCUGAGCAUCAUGAAACAUGUGAUAAAUGUCACUCAAAAGAUACAGAAAUCUUGCAUAUGAAGAAGGAAAUAACUGAAAUAAAAACUAUUAUCAAAGAAUUGAAAAAAAAUCAACGUGAAAGUGAAUACGAAACCGAGAAAAGCUUAUCUAAAACGAAAGACGCCAUGAAAAAUAUGUCAACAUUGAAUUACAAAAUGGCGGACGAAAUUGAAUCACUUAAAACAGUGAUCGAACAAAUUACCAGCAAGAAUAAUCAAAUGAAAAUUAUUCUAGAAAUGAAACAAAAUGAAUGGAUUGAGGUAAAAAAAAACAAAGCAUCUAGUACGACCAAGUCAACAUCUGUAACAUCAACACCGAAAAGUUAUGCUGCAGUGGUCUCAAAUAGCUUUGAAAGCCUUGUAGACAAACAUACUACAAAUGAAUCGUCCAAUGAUGAUCUAAGUCAUCUAACCGAAACGUCUGUGGAAAAUGACAACUUCAAUUGUCCACCUGAGAACAUCAGUUCUCGUUCUCAAUCAACUAUCGAUCAACAAUCAAACAAGAAUGAAAGUAAUGUUGACAAUCCCAAUCCUACAAAGAAAAUUUUGAACCCACCAAAAGUACUCCUAAUUGGUGACUCCAUGGUCAAACACAUUUGCCAAGAAAAACUAUCCUAUGCAGCGAAAGCAAAGACUAUAUGCAAGUCGUAUCGAGGUGCAAGGAUCAAAGAAGUACACAAGAAUCUGAAAAAGGAUUGUGGGGAAGGAAGAACAUCAAAGUUGCACAGCAUUAUUGUUCAUGUGGGAACUAAUGACUUAGUGUCUGAUGAUGUGAAUACGUCAGUUAAAGAAAUGGAAGAGAUCAUUGUAGAAGCAAAGACACACGCACAUAAUGUUGCCAUAUCAAGUGUGGUAAAGAGGUAUGACAAUAAAGUACCUAAUUCACGGGUAGCUCACUUUAAUAAUUUAGUGCAUGAUUUGUGCAAGAAGCAUAAAAUAACAUUCAUCGAUAAUGAUAACAUUGAUAAAUCUUACCUAAAUAGAUCAAAUCUUCACCUUAACUAUAAUGGUGAUAAAGCCCUUGGAAAAUCACUAUGUUCCUACCUACGAUCAGUGAGAUCUGGAAUGAGCUAUACUCCAGAUAGUCAUUCUUUUCGUCAAAGCAGGCGAUCAAUGGGUCGCCAAAAGAACUGGACAGCAUGUUUAUCAUACCUGGCCAACAUUGCCAGAGUGUUUCAACAGUAGAUGAUAGUUUUCCACUUCACAAAACAAGCAUGAGUAGCGAUUUGUCCAAUAAAAUUAAUUGUCUGCCAAAGCAGCGUGGAUUUAAAAUGGCAUUUCUAAACAUAGUCAGUUUGCCAAAACGAUUUGAUAAAAUAAAUUUCACUAUGUCAAACAAUUUAUUUGACAUAUUUUCCUUUAGCGAAACCAGACUUGACUCAACAAUAACUGAUAAUAUGAUAAAUAUAGAUGGGUAUGAUGUUAUAAGAAAAGAUAGAAAUCGAAAUGGUGGGGGUGUUUGUAUAUACCUUCGAAACUCCAUAAAUUAUCAAACUAGACAUGACCUAAUACCACCAGAUCUAGAAGCUAUAUGCCUUGAAAUAUCCAAGCCAUAUAGCCGACCAUUUGUGGUUGUCUCAGUUUAUAGACCACCUGAUGCAUCAGAUGAUUUUUUUACCAGUUUUGAAAAUUUAUUGCAAACUAUUGAUAAUGAAAAUAAAGAAAUCCUUAUCCUAGGUGAUCUUAACUGUGACCUACUUAAGCCCAAUCCCAAUCACCCAACAAAUAAAUUAAGGUCUCUUUUCGAAAUUUAUCAAUUAACUCAAUUAAUUGAUGAAGCAACACGAAUUACUGAGACAUCAUCUACACUUAUUGAUCACUUUAUUACAAAUGAACCUGAAAAAAUUUCUAAAUGUGGUGUGAUUCAUACUGGAAUCAGUGACCACAGUCUCAUUUAUGCCAUUAGGAAGAUUAAUAUAAACCAUAAAGAUAAAGAAAAUAUUAUUGAAAUUAGGAAUAUGAAAAACUUCAAUGAAAAUAAGUUCUUGCAUGAUCUUAAAAUCCAGUCAUGGGAGAAUGUCUACUUUUUUGCAGACAAUCCCAACAGUAUGUGGCAAAUUUGGAAAGAGCUAUUUUUACAGGUUCUAGAUAAACAUGCCCCUCUUCAAAGUAAAAAGAUAAAAUCUAAAAAACUACCUUGGAUUACUAAUCAUAUUAAACAAAUGAUAAUCACAAGGGAUAAAUUGAAAAGAAGAGCAAUCGUAACGAAACUUGAGUCCGAUUGGGAAAACUAUAAAAGAGCCAGGAAUGAAACAAAUACUCAGUUAAGACUGGCUAAAAAAGAGUAUUACACCAAUAAAAUUUCUUCUGAGAGCCAAAAUCCAAAAGCUGCUUGGAAGACAAUUAAUAGUUUAAUUGGUAAGCAAAAUAGACCUACUAAAGUGAAUGAAUUAAAUAUAAAUAAUGUAAAACUAACAAGCCCUGAAGACAUAGCAAAAGGUUUCAAUGACUACUUUGCAAAUAUUGGACCUAACUUAGCAGCUGAAAUUGAUACAACUGAAUGUCAUUUUAAGGACUACCUUAAGAAAGCUGAAUCUGAAUUUACUGCAUUCAAACCAGUUACUACAAACCAUGUCUGUUUUUUGUUAUCUCAACUAGCUGGCAACAAAGCUACUGGCUUAG
Messenger RNA from Paramuricea clavata, 3072 nucleotides. Lineage: Eukaryota; Metazoa; Cnidaria; Anthozoa; Malacalcyonacea; Plexauridae. The record is from the annotation of a GenBank genome assembly.